Eriocheir sinensis (Chinese mitten crab) is the source of this 1169-nucleotide messenger RNA. RefSeq lists its product as uncharacterized. Lineage: Eukaryota; Metazoa; Arthropoda; Malacostraca; Decapoda; Varunidae. The record is from RefSeq and is a predicted model, not a curated record. The transcript is spliced from 9 exons. Bases 173 to 700 code for a protein of 175 amino acids.
GCAGGAAGGUGACUGGAAUCAUUAACAGGAUACAGUACAGGGAGCCACAAAAGUAUAAAAGGUAAAGGCGCCUGCCAGCUCGACACACUCGUCCCCGCAGCUGAGAGUCUCGUAUCUCCACCUGCUCUUGCAUACCUGUCCCGGCUUCUCAGACCUUGACCAUCGCCGAGCCAUGAAGACCACGGUGAGCGUGAUGAGGCUGCUGCUGCUGGUGGUGCUGGCCAUGGUGCUGUCGAUGACGGACCCUACGGAGGCAAGUCGCCACGGAGGUGGCAGACGACGGACGCUGACAGGCUGCCUUGGACAAUGUCUGUGCAACACAGAUCCCUGCAACGCCUGUUUCACAGCUGUGACGGCCGGCACCACCACGACCUAUGCAGGCCUUGGCGCGUGUCUUGACGCGGUGACAGGUAUUACACCUUUGACCAAGAACACAUCAUGCGUCGUUUCUCCCAAUCAUGCAAGCAGGGAACGACAUGGAUCAAGCCGCCCCGGAGGACGCCACGGACCCAAGACCCUGAACAUUAUCUACGAACGCUGUUUGUGUGAGGACAUCCAGGGGACAACCACGUGCAACGCCUGCUUUGAUAGGGUCGACGCUGGCACCAUAACUACAUAUGCAGACCUUGGAGCCUGUCUGGACGCUGUAGUACCUGCUCUGUCCACCGCCACAACAUGUAUCGGCUGCCAUCAAGGCUAAAAUAGAGACUGCUGGAGCCCUUGGCAUGUUACCAUCGGCCACGCACUACUUCUCGAAAUCAGACCAGCCUACGCCCACGCCAAUGUGUCCUACUAAACGCAAACUCAUACAUGCCCCAAAAGGUUACACUGAGAAGGGAACGAUGGCCUGACCGAACCCAAGACCACGGCUACCAAUGAUGUUACUGCUGACACCACCAUCAACACUACUAUCUACUACUACUACUACUACUACUACUACUACUACUUCAUCUCUUCUCAACGGCAGCAUGCAUGGAAUUCCACAAGAUGCGAGCAGAGCACAUCCACAAGCACCACUACUAAAAUGAAGAAAUAAUCCCAAUGCUUAGGUUCUCAAGUCUCCAGCCCUGUUAGUCAGUUCUUUAAUUGUUUGUCUGUCUGCCAGUCUGUCUUCCGGCACACUUUCUGUUCUUGAUUUGCUUUGAAGAAUAAAAAAAAUUGCACCCCCA